AUGUAUAGCGUCCGGAGUCGUGAGGAGAAGGCCAUGAGCAUCGCCGGUAUGAAUCUGGAUACGGGCCACGGGUCGCUGACCGUGACGGAAGGCGUGCGCGUCGAGGCGUCGCCCUGUUUCCUGCCCAACCACUCGAACCCGGACGAGGGGCGCUACAUCUUCGGGUACCUCAUCCGCGUUUCCAACGACGGCGAGGCGCCCGUGCAGCUGCUGGAGCGCCACUGGCGCAUCGCGGACGCGAACGGCGAGACGCACGAGGUGCGCGGGGAGGGCGUCAUCGGCGUGCAGCCCCGCAUCGAGCCGGGCGAGACGCACGAGUACACCAGCUUCUGCCCCCUCGGGACGCGGUGGGGGACGAUGGAGGGGUCGUACCUGAUGGUGCGCGACGACGAUUCCGUCUUCGAUGCGCGCGUCGGGCGCUUCUACCUCGUGGCGGAAGAGGACGAGGUCGAGAAGGCGCGGGAGGUAGCUGUUGCUCGGAUCGACGGAGAUCGCGACGUGCGUCGCGCGGCCGUAGACCUCCGAGAUCGGCACGAGGCCGAACGCGCGCGAAUCCUUCGAGAAGCUCCGGUUGUCGCCCAUGACGACGAUGUGCCUCUCCGGCACGGUGAACUCGGGGAACGAGGCGUAGCGUGCGAUCGCGGGCGCGACGGUGAUCGCGUGCGUCGAGGCGCCGAUGGUCUCGUCGAAGUGGAGCAGGUUGAAGUGGCGGCCGACCUCUUGGAUGUAUUCGGUGGAUUGCCCGGUCGGCGUGAGCGUGACGGGGGCGCCGUUGAGGACGAGGCGGUUGUUGACCAUCGCGACGGUGUCGCCCGGGACGGCGAUCACGCGCUUGACGAGGCGCGUCCCGUCCUCGGGCGAGGCGCACGUGACGAUCUCGCCCGGCGCCGGCGUGUCCCAGCGGGCGAUCCACGAGUGCGUGAAGGGCACGCGCAGGCCGUGGGCGAGCUUGUUCACCGUGAUGCGGUCGCCGAUGAGGAUGGUGGGCUCCAUGGAUCCGGAGGGGACGUCGUUCCAGUCCGCGAUGGCGCUGCGGAUCGGGGUGAGCACGGCGAUGGCGACGAGGAGGGGGACGACCCAGUUGCGGAGGAAUUGUCCCCGCUGGGUUUCACGCGAGGAGAUCCACCCAUGCUGAGCCACUUCACGACCACACUCGCGACUGUCGCGAACACCGCCACUCCCGCGGGCACCUCGCAGCCCGCGAUCAGCUUCGACUCCCUCAAAGAGGGCGACUUCGAGCAGUUCUGGGCGGACUACGGGCCGGUGCUCAUGACGUUCGCGGCGAAGGUCGUGGGGGUGAUCGUUCUCCUGCUGGUGGCGUCGAUCGUGGCGGGGUGGGUCUCGGCGGUGGUGUACAAGGCGACGAAGAAGUCCCGCCUGGACGAGACGCUCGCGAAGUUCUUCGCGAAGUCGUCGCGGUGGGGCAUCCUGCUGCUGACGUUCAUCGCGUGCCUCGGUGUGUUCGGCGUGAACACGACGAGCUUCGCCGCCAUCAUCGGCGGCGCGGCGCUGGCCAUCGGCCUGGCGUUCCAGGGCUCGCUCUCGAACCUCGCGGCGGGCGUGAUGCUGCUGCUCUUCCGCCCGUUCAACGUCGGGCAGGUGGUGAGCGUCGCGGGCCAGACGGGGACGAUCGACGAGAUCGGCCUGUUCGUGACGGAGAUGGACACGUUCGACAACCGGCGGAUCAUCAUCCCGAACAGCUCCGUCUUCGGCGCGACGAUCGAGAACAUCUCGCACCACCCGGUGCGGCGUGCGGACGUCUCGGUGGGGACGGACUACGACGCGGACCUGGACACAGUGCGCGAGGUGCUCGAGAAGGCGAUCGCGAGCGUGCCGGGCCAGGUCGAGGGACGCGACCCGGCGGUGGUGCUCCAGGACCUGGGCGAUUCGAGCAUCAACUGGUCGGUGCGCAUCUGGUUGAACGCCGAGGACUUCUGGCCGAAGAAGCAGGAGCUGACGCGGGCGGUCAAAGUGGAACUGGACAAGGCGGGCAUCGGGAUUCCGUUCCCGCAGCGGGUGGUGACGCUGGUGAAGGAUGGACAUCCCCACGCCCGCGCUCACGAUGACGGGGAAGGGGAUCAUCGGCGUGCCCACGAAGGGGACGCGGACCUGGCCGCCGUGGGUGUGGCCGCAGAGCAUGGCGUCGAUUCGUGCGCCGGCGUUUACGGCGCGGAGCACCUCUUCGUGCUCGGCGGUGUCGGGCUGGUGGGCGAGGAGGAUCGUGGGCGCGUCGCGGCUCGGGCCGAGGAGGGCAUCGGCGGCGAGGGUCUGGUCGGUCGAGAGGUCGCCCAGGCCGGCGAUGCGGAGGGGGCGCGAGCCGGGGAGGGCGAUCAGGCGCUGCCGGUUGUCGAUGACGUCUGCACCGACGCCCCGCAGCGCCUCGGCCAGCGCGGGGCCGUCGACCCAGUGGUCGUGGUUCCCGAGCACGGCGAACGCGCCGAGGCGGGCGCACUCGAUGAAGGGUCUGGCGAGCCGCGCCGAUUCUUCAAUGCGCGAGGCGUCGUUGUAGAGGAAGUCGCCCGUCAUUACCGCGAUGUCCGGGUUCUGCGCGAUCGCGAGGGCGUACGCGCGCCGGACGAACGACGCGGGGACGCGGGUGCCGAGGUGGGUGUCGGUGACGUUGACGAUCUUCAAUUGGCCGAUAUUUGCGCCGAAGCCGCGGAGGGUGAGGCGGUGUCGGACGACGCGCAGGUCGAAGGGCUCGCUCGCGACGCCCGCGACCGCGACGGCCGAGGGGGGGAGGACGACGGCGGCGCUCGCGGCGUUGACGAGGAAGCGCCGCCGGCUCGCGUCGGGCUUGUCCGGCGCUUUGGACGUCACGGCGAUCUUGCGCACGCGGAACGCGAUCAUCAGCGCGACGACGAUCCCCGCGACGCCGAGCGCGAUGGCGAGGCGCAGGUUCGCGGUGAGGGCGCGAGUGUGGGGGAGCUGGUCGAGCAGUUCGACAUCUCGCAGCCCGCGGUGUCGAAGCAGCUGCGCGUGCUGCGCGAGGCGGGGCUCGUGGAGGCGGAGCGCGACGGGCGUCGGCGCGUGUACCGGUUGUCGGAGCGCGAAUUCAAAAAGCUGGGGCAGUGGGUUCGGUAUUUCGAUCGGUUCUGGGACUCGAAGCUCGACGCGCUCGGGCGGUAUCUGGAUGAGGAGCACUUCUACCCGCACUCGCCGGAGCGGGUGUGGGUGGCGAUCACGGACCCGCGCGCGAUCGCGGAGUGGCUCAUGCCCAACAACUUUCGCGCGGAGGUGGGCGCGAAGUUCCGCUUCCAGGUGGACACGAUGCCCCUGAUGAAGAAGCUGACGGGCGUGACCGAGUGCGAGGUGCUCGAGUGCGAGCCGCCCCGGAAGCUCGUGUACUCCUGGCAGAUCGUCUGGGCGGACGAGUCGCGCGAGCCGCACGGGCCGAUGGUGAUCUCGUGGGAGCUGAUCCCCGAGAACGGCGGGACGCGGCUCGUCUUCGAGCACCGGGGGAUCGAGAACAUCCCGUGGAUCUACCGCUUCAUGAUGAGCAGCGGGUGGGGGCGGAUGGUCAAGCGGCUCAUCCCGAAGAUCGUGGAGAACGUCACGGCCGAAAUCGCGAUGAACAGUGGGACCAAGGUUGUUGCGGGCCUGUGCGCUCUUGGCGUGGCUGGCGUGUGCGGGGCGGUGCUGGACGGUCAUCUGCCGGAGAAGUUCGCGCCGGCGUUCAGCAUGCCGAGCGGGAUGUCGCCCGAGGAGCUCGCGUCGGACCCGGAGGCGAUGGCGGCGAUGAUGGCGGAGUGGCAGGCGAUGAACGCGCCGGGGGAUCACCACGAGCUGCUGACGUACUUCACGGGCGAGUGGACGACGGAGACGACGAUGUGGGUGGACAAGAACCAGCCGCCGAUGGUCACGGAGGGCACGGCGAGCGCCGAGAUGGUGAUCGGCGGGCGUUUCGUGCACAUGGAGUGGACGACGCCGAUGAUGGGUGUCGACAUGACGGGCGAGGGGUACAUCGGCCACGACAACGUCUCGGGCCGGUACCAGUCGAUGUGGAUGGACUCGGGGACGACGGCGAUGCGUUUCCUCGAGGGGCACUCGAACCGCGACGGGAGCGAGAUCGCGUUCUACGGCAAGAUGGACGAGCCGCAGCUCGACAUCCGCGACCGCGUGGUGGCGUACGUCUUCCGUCUCAUCGACGCGGACACCUACGAGAUGGACGUGCGCGACCUGCACGUGGGGUCCGACGACAACACGGUGGUGAAGAUCACGUUCACACGGAAGAACUUCGAUGAGCUGCGCGCCGGUCUCGGUGCGCGCGGCGUGGGGGACGUUCGGCGGGAUGGAGAGCACCUCUCCGGACCGGACGGUCACCUCGCGUUCGACGCCGUCUUCGACGAGCGUGAAGAUCGCCUCGCCCUCGAGGCAGAGGACGAUCUGCUCGUUGACGUGGUGGUGCACCUCGACGCUGAACCCCGGGUGGAGCGUGAGUUUCGCGAGCAUCAUGUGCACGCCGAUCACGCGCCGGCGGUCGAUGCGGGGCAUGGGGGUCUCGAGGGGGAUGUCGUCCCAGCUCAGGUCGUCGGGCUGGUCGGUGUCUCGGGUGAAGUGUUCGACGUCGCGCCGGACGCUCGCGAUGAGCGUGGCGGAGUCCUUCGAGCGUUUGGCGGCCGCGGCGACGGAGGCCUUGAGCCGCUCGACACCGAACUGCUCGCCCUCGGUGUUGGCCCAUUCGAAGAAGCCGUCGGUGACGAAGACGAGGGCGUCGCUGGGGGCGAGUGUGAUGGGGUCGAUCUCGUUGAAGACGGUGUCGGGGAGGACGCCCAGGGGGAGGCCGUCGGCGCUGCGGGUCUCGACGGUCCCGCUGGCGUGGCGGUAAAUGAGGAUGGGGCCGUGGCCGGCGCUGACCAUGCGGACGUCGCCGGAGCCGGGGGUGAGCAGGGCGAUGACAAAGGUGACGAAGCGGUCCGGCGGGAGGUCGGCGGAGAGCAGGCUGUUGAUGCGGGUGACGACGUCGUGCAGGCCGAGGUCCGGGUGGACGGUGGCCCGGGCGUAGGCUCGGCAGAAGGCGGUGACGAGGGCGGGCCCGAGCCCGUGUCCGGUGACGUCGGCGACGGACAUGGCGACGGCGCCGUCGGGGAGGGGCUGCCAGUCGUAGUAGUCGCCGCCGGUCUGGUCGGCGGGGCGGUUCCAGCCGGCGACGUGGUAGCCCGCGAUCUCGGGCUGCUCGGUGGGCAGGAGGUUGCGCUGGACGCGGGAGGCGAUGUCCAUCUCCUGCUCCAUGCCCUCGCGCUGCUCGGUCUCGUCGAGCUGGGUGUGGACGUGGGCCGCGACGCGGCGCGCGACGAAGGACGCGGCGAGGCCGUUGAGGAGGAUGCCUCCGCUCAUGGAGUAGAGGAAGACCUCCGAGAGCACGCCGAGCGCGGGGUCGAGCUGGUCGGUCAUCACGGCGUAGGUCAAGAGCGUGGCGUGCUGGGCGGCGCAGAGGACGCCCGAGAUGAGCGAGAGCCUCGGGGAGAGGUGGAGGACGGAGAGCAUGACGAAGGCGGUGUAGAUGAACAUGGCGGGCGAGGCGAGGGCCUCGUCGGUGGGGAGGACGUUGUGGCGCCAGAGGAGGGCGAUGGUGAUGGUGGGGAUGGCGCUCUCGACGACGGCGUUCUCGUAGGGCAGGGCGCGGGAGACGGGCUUGUCGCGGCGUGCGCGGCUCGUGACGUAGGCGAUGCAGGCGAGCUCGUAGACGAUGGUGACGACGAUGGCGACGACGGCGAUCCAGGGGAGGUCCCGGCUCGAGAUCCCGGUGGUGAAGAUGUUCCGGAGCGUGACGAGCGCGAGCGCGCCGACGGCGAUGCCGAUGAUGCACCACGCCCGGUAGAUCUCGCUCUGGCGGACGACGUGCUCGAACGACGCGCUGGCGCGGGGGGUCUCCCGGGAGGGUCCGUUCAUGCGCCGGCUUCCACGAGGGCCUUGACGCGCUCGGGGUGGUCGCCGUCGAGCUUCUUCAUCGCGGCGAAGAUCAUCGGGGCCAUGAGCUUCGUGAGCACGCCCUUGAGCGUCGCGGUGCAGGUGAGCGUCAGCUCGGUGCCGCCGCCCGGCGCGUCGGCGAGCGUUCGGCGGGUCGUACGCGGUGAUGCGGAUAUCCGCGGUCGCGUCGCGCUUGCCCAUCUUGCGGGUCUCGCGGAAGGCGUAGCCCUCGCGCAUCGGGCCCUCGGUGAGGGGCUCGAUGCCGGUGACGCUGGGCGAGAGCUUGGGCGCGUUGCCGAGGUCGGUGAUGACGUCGAAGACGGCCUGCUUCGGCGCGUCGAUGGUCGCGCUGGUCUGGAAUCCGCCCAUGUCGAUCGCUCCUCGUCUCGGGUGCCGCGAGUGGGUGGCCAGUGUACCCGAGUCCGGCGUGUGGACCGCGUCGGCGCAAAAACCGAUACCUUUGAAGGGGACGUGGCGAUUUCCCUCACUCGCGCGGAGAAAGGACUCGACGUGCGCCGAUUCGUUCUGAUGUGCGUGUUCGCGGCCGCGGUGUGCGCGGGCGCCCGCGCCCAGGACCGGGGGGGAACCUACGAGAUCGAGACGAUCGGGCCGUUCGAGGGCCUGAGCGGUGAGGCGCUGACGCGCGAGGACGUGCUCGGCCUGCGCGUGCUGCUCGUGCGCGUCGGGGGCGAGGGCGGCGCGCUGGUCGCGCCGGGCGAGGCGGGGGAGGGCGACGGGGACGCGGAGCCCGUCGUGGUGACGAUCGCGGAUCUCGGGGGCGAGCGCCUGAGCGCUGGCGCGGUCCGCGCGGCGCUGGAGGCGGUGCCCGCGGCGUACGCGGCCAAGGGGUACCGGGGGAUCCUGGUCACGGUCGAUGAGGCGGCGCUCGCGGAGGGGCGGUUGGAGCUGUCGUUCCUCGAGGGGCGCGUGGGCGAGGUGCGGUCGCUGCUGCGGCGCGAGGGGGACGAGGCUGUGGUGAACGAUCCGCGGGCGGAGCGCCUGCGCGCGCGGGUGCCGGCGCGGGCGUCGAGCGGGGACGAGCCGGGGAGUCUGGUGGACCUCGCGACGCUCGACGGCUUCGCGCACCAAUUGAGCCGGCACCCGAACCGGCGUGCGGACAUCGCGCUCUCGCCCGGCCCGCGGUCCGGCAACGAGGGCGACCUGACGCUGGACCUGUUGCUGACGGAGUCCGCGCCGCUGCUGCUGUACGCGCAGGCGUCGAACACGGGCACGGAGGAGACCUCCGAGUGGCGCGAGCGUUUCGGGCUCACGCACUUCAACCUCACGAACAGCGACGACAUCCUCACGCUCGACUACGUCACGGGCUCGUUCGAGGGCGUGCACGCGGCGAUCGGCAGCUACGAGGCGCCGCUCGACAGCGCCGGGCGCGUCCGCGGGCGGGUCGACGCGCUGUACUCUCGAUACGACGCCUCCGAGCUGGGCGUGCUGCUCGUGGACUUCCGGGGCGAGACCGCGAGCGCCGGCGCGGAGGUGGCGUGGAACGUCUACCAGCGCGGCCCGGCGUUCGUCGACCUUUUCGCCGGGGCGCGGUUCGAGUACCACGAGGUGGAGAACAACAUCGGCAUCGAGACGGACAACACGUUCCUCAUCCCGACCGUCGGCGUCCGGUUCGAGCAGCGGACGGACGCGUGGAGCCUGGACGCCUCGCUCGCGCUGGAGUUCAACUGGGCGUCCGCGGGCGGUACGGACGAGAGCGACAUCGACCUGCUCGGGCGCUUCGACACGGACGCGGACUUCGCGCUGCUCGUCUACGACGCGACGUGGAGCGCGUACCUCGACGCGCUGCUCGGCGAGGGCGCGUCGCGCGUCCACGAGAUCGCGUUCGGCGCGCGCGGGCGCGUCUCGUUCGACGACCGACUCCCCCCGGGGUUCACGGACGUGGUCGGCGGGUUCUACACCGUCCGAGGGUACCCCGAGGCGUUCGCGAGCGGCGACCGGAGCGUGAUCGCCAGCGCCGAGUACCGUUUUCACCUGCCGCGGGCGCUGACGGCGUACGGCGAGGGCGAGGGCCCGGGCGAGCUGUUCGGGGACGAGUUUUACUGGCGACCGGCGCACGCCGGCGGGCUGACGGACUGGGACCUGGUGCUGCGCACGUUCGUGGACAUCGGGUGGGUGGGGACGGUGGAUGCUUUACCGUUCGAGGGCGACGAGACGCUUAUCGGAGCGGGUGUGGGCGUGGAGCUGUCGAUCAAGCGGACGUUCAGCGCGCGGCUGGACUGGGCCUGGGCGUUACGGGACGCGGAAACCGCGGACGAUCGCGUGGAUUCGGGGGACAACGAGCUGCAUCUGGUUUUCACGACACGAAUGCCCUUGAUGUUCAAGAGUCGAGAUGCACACCGCCCGCCCCGCGCGCGCGCCGCGCUGGCCCUGCUCGCGUGCCUCGCGGGCGGGACGCUCAGCGCUCCGGCAACGGCGGGGAACGGCGAGGGCGUGCGCGUGGACCGCGUCGUCCGCGGCAGCGCACAGCUCACGCGGAACGGUGCGCUCACGAGCAUCACGGCGAGCGACGGGGCGAUCAUCAACUUCGGCCGCUUCGAUAUCGCCCGGAACGAGGCGGUCCGCUUCGUCCAGCCGGGUGAGUCCGCCCGUGUGCUCGGGCGCAUCCUGAGCGGGACCCCCUCCCAGAUCAACGGCGCGCUGAGCGCCAACGGCUCGCUCUACCUUGUCAACCCCGCGGGCAUCGUCUUCGGUCGCGGGAGUGUUGUGGACGUCGGCAAGCUUUAUGCCGCGGCGGGCAACAUCACGGACGCGGAAUUCAUCGCGGGCGUCGACCGCUUCACCGCGUCCGACGGCGCGGUGGUGAACCGGGGCGUGAUCUCAGGGCGCGACGCGGUGCACCUGAUCGGCAAGCGGGCGGAGAACUACGGCUCGAUCGUGGCGCCCAACGGCGUCGUGACCCUCAGCGCGGGCGACGAGGUCUUCCUCGGCGAGUCGGGCGGGCGGGUGAUGGUGCGCGUCGACGCCUCGGCUCCCGCGCCGGGCGAGGGGUCGGUCGGCGUCGUGCACGGCGGCGAGAUCGAGGCGCGCGACGCGCUGUUCACCGUCGGCGACGUCUACUCGAUCGCCAUGACGCGCAACAGUUCCGUGCGCGCGAGCGGCGGGGUGCUCGUCGAGGCCGACCGGGGGGAGACGGUCAUCGAGGGCUCGGUCGAGGUCGCGUCGACGGACGACGGCGGCGAGACGCCGGUGCCCAUCGGCUUCGAGACGCCCCGGAUCAUCCCGGAGCUGCUCCCGGACCCGAACAUCCCGGCGUCGAUCAUCAUCGUGUUCGGCGGGACGGGGGACAUCAACCUCGGUCACCUGAACGCGGGGACGAUCUACCUGGACACCACCGGCGCGAUCAACGCCUUCUCGCUGACCGCGGGCUCGCAGAUUUUCCUGCGCGCCUCGGCGAUGAGCUUCGGCAUGGGCCCGAACCAGGACGACGUCGUCCGCGGGUCGGGCACGCUCACGAUCCUCCCGGUGAGCGGCACGGAGCUGUUCCUGGGCGUGCCCGGUCUCAACCCGGGCGACGUGCCCGGGCUCGUGCUCCCGCAGAGCGAGCUGGACGCGAUCCGCCCCGGGUUUUCGCUCAUCCGCUUCGGCGACCAGUUCACCUCGGGCGUCACGAUCGGCGGGCCGGGGAGCACGAUCGUCUUCGAGGACCCCGUGGAGUUCCGCACGAACGCGCCGAACCCGGCGCACUUCGUCCGCGUCAACGGCACGCUCCGCGGGCUGGACGACGGCCGGUUCACGUUCAUGACGACGCCCGGCCGCAUCCUGCUGGACGGGACGGUCGAGACGGCGGGGGGCGAGGUCUUCUUCGGGUACCCCUUCGCGCCUUUCGUGGGCAUCGGGGCGACGCUGCUCGGCGAUUCGCGCGUCGACACGACGUUCGGCGGCGCGGCCGGCGGUCGCGUCACCUUCACGGGCGCCGUCGACGGGCCCUUCUCCCUCGCGCUGAACGCGGGGGACGCGCCGGCGGUCUUCGGCGGGAACAUCGGCGGGGCGGCGCCGCUGACGGGCUUCGCGCUCGAAUCCGCGAGCGUCGCGAAUCUGGCCAACCGGACCAUCGAUACCACGGCCGGCGCGGGCGGCGUCUUUCUCAACGCGGGUGCGCUCGACCUGAGCGGCGCGGCGCUCGCCUUCGGCGCGGGCGACGCGGAGCUCGCGUUCGGCACGCUGGCGUUCGACGCGGGGACGAUGCUCACGGGCGACGCGCUCGUCAGCGAUGUGACCGUCCGCGGGCGCACCGGCGCGGAGACGCUCGGGCUGAGUGACGCCUCGGCGGACGUGGACCUCGACCUCACGCUCCUCGACGGCGUGACAGCGGCGCGGUUCGUCGUCGGCGGCGCGAGCCAGACGGGGGAUCUCUUCGCUGCGACGGACGCGGACGUGGACAUCGCGAACUUCUCGAACACCGUGCGGCUCGAAACGACCGGGCGGACGACUCUCGCGGGCGAGCUCGCGGUCGUGGGCGGGCUCGAGAUCGCGAGCGACGUGCGCGUGGGGCAGGACGCGAGCGGCACGCUCCGCGGCGCGGGCGUGGAGAUCGAUGGGGACAUUGACGGCACGACCGGGAGCGGCGCGGAGCGCCUCACGCUGGACGCACGGGGCGGGAGCUUCGCCCUCGCGGGCACGGUGAGCGGCUUCGAGGGCGUCGCUGACGCGACGGGCCUCGCGGAUGUCUCGUUCGUGAACGGCCAGUCUCUCUCGCUCGACGGCGUGAGCGUGAGCGGGACGGUCGAGACCGACCUGAGCGGGCCGGUGAGCGCGAGCGGGAGGGUGAGCGCGGGGGCGCUGGACCUGAUCGCCUCGGCGAUCGGCCUGAACGCGGGGUUCGACGUGGCGGGCGGCGUGGCGUUCGGCGCGCCGGCGACCAUCGGCGGCGCGGUGUCGACCGCCGGUGGGGACGUCACGACGGGCGACCUCACGCUCACCGGCGCGGGCAUCGACGCCGGGAACGGCGCGAUCGGUGUCCUGGGCGACCUCGGCGUGCAGAGCGACGCGACGCUGAGCGGCGCGACGGUCACCCUCGCGGGCGCGACGAGCUCGACGAACGGGAGCGACCUGGCGAUCGACGGCGACGCGAGCUUCGCGCAGGACGUGACGGAUCUCGGAUUGCUCGCCGUGGACGGGACAACGCUCUUCGGGGCGAACGUGGGCACGGUCAGCGCCGGCGCGAUGGCCUUCAACGGCGAGACGACGGUCCUCGCGCCGUCGAUCUCGCUUGAUGCGGGGACCUCCGUGGCGUUCAACGCCGGGCUCUUCUCCGGCACUGGUAACGAGGCGUCGCCGAUCCGCACCGCGCUGACGGUGAACGCGCCCGAGACCCUUUUCGCGCAGGGCGCGGGCGACGCGGACGGGCGCGAGUUUUCGCUCAUCCGCACCACCGGCGCGGGCACGACGCGGAUCGGCGGCACGCUCCGCGCGAUCGGCGACGGCACGCCCGCCACGGGCGUCCGCCUCGACGGCGACGCGGCGCUCGACGGGGCGAUCGAUGUCACCGGCGGCGCGAUCAACCUGGGCGGCGACCUGCUCGUCGAGGGCGACUCGUUCAUCCGAUCUCAUUCCGGGCCGGGCAUCGUCAUCGCGGGCGAUGCCGACAGCGCCGCGGGCGAGGCGAACGACCUCACGCUCCUCGUCAACGCGCUCGGCGUCGCGAGCAUGGACGAGAUCCCGGUCAUCGUGCUGGGCGGGGACGCCGGCGCGAGCGGCGCGUUCGGCGACCUGAUCCUGAACACGACCGUGCUCGGCGGCACGAGCGAGGACCCGGUCCUCGAAUCGCGGCGCGACGGCGUCCCGCGCGUGGCAACGGUGGUCUUCGGCGACGUCACGCUCAACGCGGACGGGACGCACACGGUCGGCGCGAUCACGCCGGAGGGCGCGGAGGCCGUGGGCGCGGCGCGGAUCGUCGCGGACCGAUUCAUCACCGGUUUUGGCGAGAAGAUCACGGCGCUGGGCUCGAUCGACAUCCAGACCGGCACGCUCGCGGCGGUGGGGGACAUCUCCACGCUGAACGACCUGAUCAUCAACUCGGGCGGCUCGGUGCUCCUGCUGCUGCGCGACGACGCGCCGGUGCGCACGAGCGCCCCGCGCGACGGCAUCGAGAACCCGACGUCGAUCGCGGAGCUCGAAGAGCCGCCGGUCGACCGGGGCACGGGCUACGCGAGCGGCGGGCUCCUGCUGAUCACCGGCGACGUGCGCACGAUGACGGACCCGAACGCGACGAACGCGCGCCCCCGACCGACCUUCGCCUCCCUCGCGGCGCUCGUGGAGCCGAUGACGAUCACCGUCGACGGCCGCCCGAUCCGCGUGACGCCCAUCGAUUUCGGCAUCUCGAUCGGCGACCUGCGGCUGGACCGCGCGACGUUCGCCGAGCUGUCGAACGAUGUGCUGCUGGACCUGUUCAUCCAGAGCGCCGGGGGACCGAUCGCCCCGGUCACGACCGACCCCUCCGGGCAGGACCCGCUGACCGACGAGAGGAUCAUCGAGGAGCGGGCGCGCGACUUCGCGACCGGCCCGGUGCUCAACCGCUACGACCGCGCGACGCUCGCGCGCUACGGCGUGCCGACGCGCCUCGUCGCGACGGGCGUCGACCGGUGGGAAGACGUCCUGCUCUACGACGACCGCGACGGCGGCGCGAUCUCCGCCGACCGCAUCUGGGCGAUCAACGCGCGGUCGUUCGUGGACUACGUCGUGAUGGUCUUCGAGGAGGACGAGGCCGGCAUGGCCGCGUUCCGCGAGCGGCUCGCGUCGGCGUUCGUCGGGUCGGACGCGGCCGGCGUCGCCCGGGUCAGCGAGACGGACGGAACGCUCGCGAGCGGCUUCGCCGCGCUGGCCGAGGCGAUCGAUCGUCUCGGCAACCUGGGCCUGACCGAGACGGAAUUCGAGCGCUCGCGCUCGCUCCUGCUCGCGUUGCACGUGGUGACGGGCGGCGUGAGCGAGGCGCAGGUGCUGGACGUCCUGUCGACCGGGUCGCGCGACGCCAGCACGCGCACGCCGAGCGUGUCGCCCACCCAGAGGCGUGUCGGCGUCCGGACGGCGAAGACCGGCUCGAUCGGCGGCGCUGCCGCCUCGGUGAGCGGCGGCGGGGCGGUGGCGCACCCGGUGAGCAGUGCGCACACGCAGGCGAGGCCGAUCGAGGCGGAUGUGGUCACGCGUUCCCGCAUGCACAGGGCAUCGGCCCGAUCCGGUGACGACUCCGCGGGGCCCGAGCGGGUCGGCGAUUCAAUCGCCCGAAGCCGCUCGGUUGCGCGGCCUUUUUCCUGUUAUCGGUGGUUCGGCCCGCGAAGUUCCCGGGUGCUUGCCACGGGCGACCGGCGCGGGGAUCGCCUUGAUGAGGUCCUCGGGGAUUUUGCAGCAGGGGGUGGGCUCGUCGCCUCGGAGCUCGUUGCAGCUCUUGACGGCACGCUCGUAGCUCUUGACGUAGUCGACGCAGGGGGGGCACUUAUCGAGGUGGGCCUCGAACUCGGCGCGGAGGUUGGUUUGCUCACGUUGCUCACAGGUUCACCUCCCCCUCCAUCAGUGACCGCAGACAUCGGCCGUUUGCUUGGUAUCCAACUGUUCGAUGUCGCGAAGGACGACGACGUUUCGGUAAUCCUCGGGGAGUUCUUCGAUCUUUUCCCGGACGAUCCGCUGGAGUUCCUCGCGUUCGAGGCGUUCGUCGACCCGCGGGCCGACCGCCUGUCCGAGAAUCCGGUGGCCGGAGUCGUCGAAGGUGGGGAGCAGGCCGUCGAGGGAGGUGCGGGGGGACCGCUUGUUCUUGCGGAGGCGGGCGAGGGCGGCGUUCACCACGAUCCGGUGGAGCCACGUGGAGAGUUUCGAGUCGCCCUGGAAGGAGUCGAUGUUCUUCCACGCGCUGAGGAUGCCGUCCUGGAAGGCGUCGCGGGCGUCGUGCUCGUUGCCGGCGACGCGCCGGGCCGUGGCGAGGAGGCGCGGGCCGAGCUCGCGGAGGACGUCCUCCAUCGCGGUCUCGUCCCCGGACUUGAGCCGCUCAACAAGUUGAGCUUGCCGGGCGUCCUCGUCGCUCUGCGCGGGCUGGGAUUCGUGCGGGGUGGUGGUCAUGAGACUGCCACGAUAGCCGGGACCAACCCCAUGAGACCCACGACCCGACGCCUCGCCCCGAUCCUCGCCGCCCUGGCGAUCGCCUGCUCGCCCGCGACGGCGGCGGACGAAUCGCUCAUGGACCCGACGAUCGACGGCGCCCCCCGCGCGGCCCUGGUCUCUUCGGUCGGCCACCUCCUCCCCGCGGAAACCGGCAAGACGGAGUGGAUCGUUCCGGACGAGAUGGGCGGGGAGGCGUCGCUCGAGAGCUUCGAGGGCGAGGUGCUCGUGCUCCAAUCGUUCGACACGAGCAACGCGCGCUCGCGUGCGGCGAUGCGCAGGCUCAUCGCCGCGAUGGGCACGGCGAGGGACCUGGACGGGGUGACCAUCGUCGGUGUGCACACGCCGAAGAACUCCGAGACCGCGAGCCGCAUCGUGCGGACGCAGAUGAAGAACAUCCCGGUGCUGAUCGACCACUCCGGGCACUGGUGCGACGAGGUGGGGAUCUACGAGACGCCGACGACGAUCGUGGUGGACCGCGCCGGCGUGAUCCGCCACGCGGGGAUCAACCUCACGCACGUCCGCGAGGUCGUGACGGAACUCGCCGGCGAGGCGGCCUCGACGACGAACGCCAAGCCGCUCCCGGCGCGGGACGCGCGGGUGAAGGCGGUCCCGACGCGGGCGAAGGCGACGGCGUACCCCGCGCCGAAUCCGAACGUCGGGCGCGCGACGAACGUCCAGGGCAAGAAAGCGCCGGAUAUCACGGCCGAGAAGUGGCACACGGGCAUCCCGAACACCGAGGGCAAGGUGAUCGUGGUGGAGUUCUGGGCGACGUGGUGCGGGCCGUGCAUCAAGAACAUGCCGCACCUGAACAAGCUCGCGAAGGAUUUCAGGGACUCGGUGGUGAUCGUCGGGAUGUCCGACGAAUCGGCGCAGAAAGUGUCGAACUUUGUCCGCUCGCGCGGGCUGAGCUACGUGAUCGGGAGCGACCCGCAGCGUCGCCUGUUCCGAUUCGCGAAUCCCGCUGGCAUCCCCUACGCGUGGGUGCAGUCGCCGGACGGCAUCGUCCGCUGGCAGGGCCAUCCCGCGAGGCUCACGGAAGAACUCCUCGAACAGAUCGUCGAGGCGAGCGGGGCGGGCGAGGGGCCCGAAGAGUCCGGGCGAUGGGUCACCGACGCGUCCGAGUGCGGUGACCGUCUCGUCCCAGCGCUCGGCGACGAGGCCCCGGUCCUUCGUGUACCAGCGGUCGGUGACGCGCUCGGCGUUCGCGGCCCGCAGGUCGGACUUGAACUCGAUGCGCACCCGCACGGCCUCGACCGUCCCGAUGGGGAGCGUGAGGCGAUCGAGCGAGGCGAUGGUCAUGGUGACGGUGGCGGUCCCGCGUUCCUUGAGGGAAUCGGGGUUCUCGAGCCGCCGGAUGCGGAUGUCCAUCUCCUGCGUCUCGCCGUCGAGGGGCCAGAGCGUCUGAUCGGGGUCGACGUCGACGAUGACGUCGCGCUCGACGUUGCGGAACUCGGUCUCGGUGGCGGUGUCGCCCUCGAGGCGGACGGUCUGCUCGUUGAGGACGGUCCCGUCCUCGAGCGUGCGGGUGAUGGUCACGGUGUCGUUGUCCCGGACGGUCGCGACGGUGAGCGUCUCGCCGGCGGCGUCGCCCCGGAGGAUCUCGAAGACGGCCUCGCCCUCCUCGAAGAGGGUGACGAUCGAGAUCGCGUCGCCCGGUGCGGAUUCCUCGAUGACGGCGGGCUCGAACUCGCCGACGGAGCGGGGCGGGCCGGAGCAGCCCUGCAGGAGCGCGAGGGCGAGGAGGCCGGUGAGGGCGGUGCGGACGGAACUUUUUGCGCGGUGCGACAUAUCGUGACGAUAUACUCGCGGACCAUGGGCAUGUGUGCCAAAUAUUGUGGAUUGGCGGUUCUCCUCGCGCUGGGCGGGUGCGAGCAGGGGUCGAUGCUCGACUUUUCCGGCCCCCAGAACACAUCCACCGAGACCAACGAUUCCAUCCUGACGCUCUUCUCCGGGCCCACGCCCGUGCAGGCGGUGCAGAUGGCGACGAACACGGCGGACCCCGACGAGCGGGUCCGCGGGACGCUCCUGCUCGCGAACGCCCCGUGGGGCGGCGAGGACGUCUACCUCCGCCUCUACCGCGAGCACAUGGCCGACGAGGACGCCGGCGUCCGCGCGGUCGCGAUCCGGGCGCUGAGCCUCCACGGCACGCCGGAUGACGUCCCCGCCAUCGUCGAGCAGCUCAAGAACGGCAACGACGUCGUCCGCGAGGAGGCGGCGCGGGCGCUGCAGCGGAUCCACGCGCCCGAGGCGAUCCAGCCCCUGCUCGCCGCGUCGGACAUCCGCCAGGAAGAGAACUGGAAAGUCCGCCAGUACGCCUCGGUCGCCCUCGGGCAGUACGCCGAGCGUCGUGUGGUGGACAAGCUGAUCGAUUCGCUGACCGACCACGAGCUGUCGGUGAACCGGGCGGCGCUGCGGUCGCUCCGGAUCCUCACGGGUCAGGACCUGGGGUUCAACACGCGGGCGUGGCUCACGUGGGUGAACAGCUCCGGUGAGCUCUUCGCCGGUCGCGGGGUGUACGAGUACCCGGUGUUCCAGCGCGAGCCCAACAUGUUCGAAGCGAUCGUGCCCUGGCUCGAAGUGCCCAACGAGGAGCCGGCGUCGCCCGUGGGGAUGGAGCGGCUCGCGUCCCGCCCCGCGCCGACCGACGACGACGGGGGCACCUGCCGCGUGGAGAACGUCGAGACCCUGGCGGACGAGCCCGGCUACGCGAUCGUGACGAUGAGCACCGCCUCGGUGUGCCUGGACGACGUCCGCGUCGCGAAGGAGAUGCGCGCGGACGACCCGAUGACCAUGGGGCGCGAGGGCGUGGGCGUCGUGGCCUCCGUCGGCGAGGGCGACGACGACUCGCUCGUGGGGACGCGGGUGACGUUCGAGUCCUCGUUCCCGUGCCGCACGUGCGAGCUGUGCAAGAAGGGCCUCUCGGCGCACUGCCGCGAGCGGGUGGACUUGGGCGAGGAAGACGGGCUGGAGGGGUGCUUCGCGGAGGCGGUGAAGAUCCCGGUCAAGGGGCUCGUAAAGGCGCCCGAGGCGUUGGACGACGAGCGGGUGCUGUGUGCGCGGGUCUUCGCGCUGGCGCGCCACGCGGGGCAGCGGGUGCGGAUCGACGGGCGUCCGUACAUCACGAUCCUGGGCGACACGCGCGAGGCGCUGGUGAUGGGGCAGGUGAUGAGCCGGCUCAACGCGCAGGUGCGCGUCAUCUCGUGGAAGGACGAGCGGCUCGCGCUGUGCGAGAAGUGGGGCAUCCGUCACCGCCACGCCGACGAGCCGGGUCUGCACGCCGAUCAGGACGUCGUCAUCGACUGCGCGGGGACCUACGAAAGUGUUGAGAUGACCAUGGCGAUGAUCCGCCCGCGCGGGACCGUCCUCGCGACGGUGGAGCACGGGCUGCUCGUGCACGCGACGUCCGUCGUCGGCAAGGAGCUGGACGUGCUCGGCACGGGCGGGGGCACGAUCGCCGAGGGCCUCGCCCUGCUCGCGGACAGCGCCUACCAGACCGCCGGGCUCUUCACGAAGCGUUCGACGAUGGACAACGCGGUGGAGGCCGUCCACGCGAUGGCGCUGGACGAGCUCGGCGCGACGAUCGAGUUCUGA
This is a messenger RNA of Symbiodinium necroappetens, 17610 nucleotides long. The record is from the annotation of a GenBank genome assembly. Lineage: Eukaryota; Dinophyceae; Suessiales; Symbiodiniaceae.